This is a messenger RNA of Aspergillus costaricaensis CBS 115574, 1488 nucleotides long. RefSeq lists its product as uncharacterized. The record is from RefSeq and is a predicted model, not a curated record. Gene Ontology annotation, biological process: regulation of transcription by RNA polymerase II. Gene Ontology annotation, molecular function: DNA-binding transcription activator activity, RNA polymerase II-specific. The transcript is spliced from 2 exons. NCBI's taxonomy places the organism in Eukaryota, Fungi, Ascomycota, Eurotiomycetes, Eurotiales, Aspergillaceae. Bases 1 to 1488 code for a protein of 495 amino acids.
AUGGGCUUGGAUGCAAACAUUGUAUCUCCGUCUCAGCCGGAUGACCCUGACCCGUCCCAGCUGCUGCACUAUCUUCCGGAUUACGAGGUUGUCAUUUGCAGUACCUGCCGAUAUGCCGUCCAGCCACAUGGGAUCUUGCGUCAUCUGAAAGAGAUUCAUCGAAUCCUCCGUGGCCGCCGGCGGAAGUAUUCUCAUUACGUUGCCAGCUUGUGCCUUAGAGAGCCAAACGACGUCGUACCUCCCAGUGGUGCUGAUCAGUUUCCGGUCCCACACCUACCGGUCGAGCCCGGUCUUCGAUGCCAGGCAGCUGGCUGCAUGUAUCUAUGUGCUUCUAACAAGCGCAUGCAGUCCCACUGGAGGACUGUGCAUGGACGAAAAGGCGAUUGGACCACAGACUGGCGUCCGGUUCCCCUGCAGACUUUCUUCCGUGGCAAUCACCUACGGUAUUUCACUUCUGUGGGCGCAAAGUCGAAUAAUGAUUUGCCGUACUCUGUCUUCGUGCCACUCACACCAGAGCUAUUAGGAGAAAAGCUCCACGCAGGCCUGGACUCCAUGGAUUCUGCCCUUCUGGACCACUACCUUCAACACACAUACCAUAGUUUCGCCACCAACGAAGAAACAGAUAAGAUAUGGAGCUCGAUUGUCCCGGGGCUAGCACAUCAGAAUGUGUUCCUUCUGCAUGGCCUGCUAGCCUGCACAAGCUUGCACAGAGCACACAUGAGCUCUGGGCAUGCGGACCAGGAAAAGGCAUUUCUUCUAAGAGCCUACCACCAUCAGGGCAUUGCUCUCCCGCAGUUUCGGUACGCUAUCAAGCAUCCUACGGCGGACAAUUGCCAUGCCAUUCUGGACUCGUUGCUUCUGGUGGAUCGGAAUGAUGGCGAAGGCACCGAGCCUGAUAGCAUUCUUUGCAACUGGCUAUACUUUCUCCGCGCUGGUUGCUCUAUGCUGUGUGAGGUAUGGGAGCAGUUGAACGAGGGACCCGUCAGAGCACUUUCGGAGGCCUGGGACAUUGAUUUGGGUUACGACCCAGAACCCUCAUAUUUGACACUUCUCUUGUCAGUGAUCCCAAAUAAAGCAACCGCCACACAAAGCACUGGCGAUACAAAUGAGACGACUCUCGUUUGGCCUGAAGAUGUGACAGCCAUUUAUCAAGAGGCUGCCAUUGUUUUGUGCCGAUCAUUUGCGUACGUGCGUGCCCACCGCGGACUACUUACUACCUGGGACGUUCUCCGCAUAUGGCCCAUGGAAGUGUCGCUAGGAUACAUGGCUCUUCUCCACCAACGGCACCCUGGCGCACUUAUAUUGCUAGCGUACUAUUGUGUCCUGUUGAAGCAGAUGGAGAGACACUGGUACUUCGAAGGGCGCGCGGCAAUGCUAAUUCGCGCCAUUCAGAGACACUUGAAGCCGGAGUGGCAUAGUUGUAUCCGGGAGCCAUUGUAUAUGGUUGUAGGAGUACCUGAUGGUGGCCAUUUCCUUGAGAAGAUUUAG